GAUAGGUAGCUGAACUUGUCAGAACGCCGGCUGGUUAUUCAACAUUUUUGUUUAUUUCUUCCCUUUUGUUUAACGUAGCGUGUUAGGUAAUAGUUGAAAGUACAAUCAGAACUGAAUCCGAAAGUGUGGUCAGAAAGACAGCAUUGUCUAUAAAGAUAUACUGUAUUAAGUCAAGCUAUAUAUGUUUGAAAUAUUACGUUUUUUCCCGUCGUAUAGAAACGGUAAUUUGCGAACGUAAUCAGAAUAACUAUUCAUGUGGGAAUGAAGAUCAGAAGUCUCGCCCUUACUUUGAUCUUGUUCUGGAUUGUCGUUAGCACUGACGGUUUCCUGCUACACGGCUCUGCUGGUCCUCUAACAGCCCAGCUGAGAGGAGCUGUACUGCUGCCCUGCUUUGUGGACAGACCCCUGCCUUUGGAGGAGCUGAAGGUGGACUGGAGAAGGACUGACUCAGACACCAUCGUGCACCUAUUCCAGGGGGGUCAGAGCAGACCUGAAUCACAGGGGGACGCCUACAGGAGCAGAGCGAGCUUCUUCUCUCAGGAAAUCCCCAAAGGCAAUUUCUCUCUGCUGCUUGAGGAUGUGAGGACUGCAGAUGCAGGGGUGUACAAGUGUGUGGUUUAUACAAAGCAGGAGCACCAGGAAACACGGGUGGCAAUACGGCAAGUAGAGCGGCUGGUGGUGACUGGUGUGGAUGAGGCUGUCUAUGCACAUGUUGCAGAGGAUGUGACUCUUAGCUGCUCUGUGGACACCCAUGUUAACGUGACAGAGCUUUAUGUGGAAUGGAGGAAGACAGACGAUGACAUCUUGGUCCUUCUUUAUGCUGAUGGAGAGAUCAGACCGGAGUCUCAGCCUGAGAGAUACUCUGGAAGAGCUGAAUUCUUCAUUGAGGAAAUUCCCAAAGGAAACUUCUCAAUGAAACUGUGGAAAGUCAGGACUGAAGAUAAUGGAGAGUUCAUGUGUGAAAUCCACACAAAUACUGAUUCUGCCAAUACAACUGUCAGGAUAUCACCGCUGGGCUAUUCAUCCCUGCACUGGUUGAUUUUAGUGCUGUGUUUUGCUGUUACGCUUAUUGUUGUGCUAAUCAUAGUUUUAAGUGCCUUACAAAGAAAGCUAUCAGGUGAAAUAAUACAACCUGUGUUGUAUCACUGUUUAUACAUCAUAGUUCCAUCCGUCAUGGUUUUCAUAGCGUUCACCCUGUGGGGCGUAACUGAAGGAUCCACAGAAGAGGCCGUUACUUGUGCCUCCAUCAGUCUGCUGAAUGUCCUGAUGUUGUUUAAUUUGAUUCCACAUCAUUUAUUUACUGGUAUAGCAAGGAAGAUUAAAGAUCUGGCUCACAGACUAGGAAGUGGAAUCUUUAUCAUUUAUGCAGGCAUAUUUGCAAUCAUUGAGUUUACAACAAAUUAUUCCACAUACACCGCUGAGAAAGUAGUACUAGGAUACUUUGUUGGUGUAUUUAUAACUACAAUGAUCUUUACAGUUUCUUUGCAAGUUGGCUACAUUUUUCUUAAGGACAUAACACUGAGCACAUUUAAGAAAAUGCUGGGCAGCAUAGCUGUUUUUCUGAUUAUCCAUAUUUCAUUUGCAACUGCUGUCGGUGUGUACCUCACGAAAUAUCUCACAGCCACAGUGAGCAAAGAAAUGCUAACUGUAUUGAUAGUUCCACUGGUUGUAGUACUAUUCCCAU
Messenger RNA from Paramormyrops kingsleyae, 1684 nucleotides. RefSeq lists its product as uncharacterized. Gene Ontology annotation, biological process: T cell costimulation; cellular response to lipopolysaccharide; cell surface receptor signaling pathway. The record is from RefSeq and is a predicted model, not a curated record. Gene Ontology annotation, cellular component: external side of plasma membrane. NCBI's taxonomy places the organism in Eukaryota, Metazoa, Chordata, Actinopteri, Osteoglossiformes, Mormyridae.